This is a messenger RNA of Chelonus insularis, 3331 nucleotides long. RefSeq names its product ionotropic receptor 25a-like. Gene Ontology annotation, biological process: modulation of chemical synaptic transmission; monoatomic ion transport; synaptic transmission, glutamatergic. NCBI's taxonomy places the organism in Eukaryota, Metazoa, Arthropoda, Insecta, Hymenoptera, Braconidae. Gene Ontology annotation, cellular component: plasma membrane; postsynaptic density membrane. Gene Ontology annotation, molecular function: glutamate receptor activity; transmitter-gated monoatomic ion channel activity involved in regulation of postsynaptic membrane potential. The record is from RefSeq and is a predicted model, not a curated record. The coding region runs from base 512 to 3295 and encodes 927 amino acids. The transcript is spliced from 5 exons.
GAAAGCAAUUCAAUCAAAUGUAAAUUUUGAUUUGUUCUAACUAUUUUCUAAAUAAAAUUGUACACAAUAACAAAAGAUAGCUGAUAAACUAAAACUAAUCCUACUUGAUCCGAUAAACUGAUUCUAAUAUCUAGCAUAUGAUUUAUUCACUACCCAACGAUGAUACUAAAUUAUUUUUACAUCUAUCUCUAUCUUACCCAUCUAUCUCUUACCCUUCUGAUUAUGUUUGAAUAAAUACAGGUUUUCUGAUAUUGACAAAGAGUACUUGAUAAAAUAUUAAGGCUAGACUGUAUUUACACAAAAAUACAACGCAAAGGUGGGAAAGAAGGGUUAUUAAAUUUUGAUGAGUUCAGAAAAUACAAUUACUACAAAAAAGACAUAUAAGAAAUGACGCAGUAAAAAUACAUAACAUUUCUGAAAUCACACAUAAACAGUAAAACUAUCAUUCAGUUUUAGUUGAUUAUUCAAAUGGUUAGUUUGUGUUGUAAACUCCAAAAAAAUAUUUAAAUAAAUGGCAACAAAAGCUAUAAUUUUUACGUUAAUUCUAACAAUAAGUAUCUUAAUUACUAAAGCACAAGAAAAGAAUGUAUCAAAACACGACAGAAGACCACUUCGAAUCUUUGUGUUUACUGAAAGAGAUAAUCAAGUUAUAGACGACAGUGUUGACGCUGCUUUGAAAACAAUCAUGGAAAAGACUGGUGAAUUGAAUUAUUUCACUUUUAAUAUAAAUGCGACAAGUGGUGAAGAGUUGUUGCACUAUAUUGAUCACAUAUGGAAUGAAAACUUGGAAAAAAAUAAUGCUCCAGAUUUAAUUCUAGACAUCACGCGUAGUAGCACCGCAAGUGAAGUAAUAUAUGCUUUCACCGCAGUAUUCUCUAUUCCUACAUUUGCAGUUCGUUUUGGUGAAGCAAGUGAUUUAGAUUCUUUUAAAACACAUAGAAAAAAACCAUUUCUCGUUUCAAUAAAACCACCUGCUGACUUAGUACCUUAUGCAGUUCAGAAAUUAGCAUCUACUAUGAAUAUAAGUAAUGCAGCAAUUAUAUUUGAUAAUCAUUUCGUCAUGGAUCAUAAAUACAAGGAUUUAUUAUUAAAUAUUCCUACAAGACAUGUGAUAGUAAAGGCUAAAAAUAACAAAAAUAAUGAAAUUAAAGAUCAAAUGCAACAACUUCGACGAUUAGAUAUUGUAAAUUUUUUUGUCUUGGGCGAAAAAGAAACUAUUUGCAAUUAUCUUGAGAUUGCGGGAGAACUUAAUUAUGUUGGUCGAAAAUAUGGCUGGUAUGCAAUAACUUUAGACCAUGAGUUUGUUCCUCAAUGUAAUUGUUCAAAUGUCACUGUGCUAUUUUUCAAGCCAAAUCUUACAAAUAUUUCUCUAAAACAGUAUCAUAAGCUUACAAAAAAAGGAUCAAUAAUGACACCCUUAAUAACAUCGGCUUUUUAUUAUGAAUGUGCUCAACUUGCUUUUGAAGCUAUGAAACAGGCAGUAAAUGAAGGUUUAUGGUCUUUAGAACCAUCUUAUUUCAAUAUGACUUAUCUUCUCAGUUUAAAUUCUGUAGAUAUACCCCAAAGGAACUUUGAUUUGCUAAACAUAUUACGAAAUAUUUCUUCGUCGUCUAAUUUUUUUUUGUGGACUGAUUAUCGUACGUAUUCUCAUCAAGCUUCUUUUGAAAUGCAAAUACAAAUGAGUACUAUUAUUAAUGGCCAAAUUUCCAAAACAACAUAUGUGGGAGAAUGGAAACCAAGCUCUCAUUCACGAUUUUACAUUCCAGAAGAAAACCUCGAUAUUGUACGUAAUCAUACAGCAGUAACAAGUUUUCGUGUGGUAACAGUGGAAGUUCCACCUUUUGUGGAAUAUGAUCCUGAAAAUGAUCGAUGGUUUGGCUACUCCAUCGAUUUGUUAGACAAAAUAUCUAACAUAUUAUUCUUUGAGUAUGAAAUUUAUGCAGCACCAGAUGGAAAAUUUGGUGCAAUGAAUGAAUCAGAUGGAACUUGGAAUGGAAUGAUUGGAGAACUGAUAAAAAAGAAAGCAGACAUUGCAAUUGGAACAUUAUCAGUUAUGGCUGAAAGAGAAAAUGUUGUCGAUUUUACUGUUCCCUAUUAUGAUUUAGUAGGUCUUUCUAUUUUGAUGUACAAACCAGUACCACCAACGUCUCUAUUUAAAUUUCUGACUGUGCUAGAAAACGAAGUAUGGCUAUGUAUUUUGGGUGCCUAUUUUUUUACAAGUUUUCUGAUGUGGAUUUUUGAUCGAUGGUCGCCGUACAGUUACCAUAAUAAUGAAGAAAAAUACAAAGAUGAUAUUGAAGAGAAAAGAAUAUUUGAUUUGAAAGAAUGCCUCUGGUUUUGUAUGACUUCUUUAACUCCCCAAGGUGGUGGAGAUUCUCCAAAAAAUCUGUCAGGAAGACUUGUUGCUGCAGUUUGGUGGUUAUUUGGAUUUAUCAUCAUUGCUUCAUAUACUGCUAAUCUUGCUGCCUUUCUCACUGUUUCUCGUCUAGAGACUCCAGUUGAAUCACUUGACGAUCUUAGCAAUCAAUACAAAAUAGAAUAUGCUCCUAUAUAUCCAUCUGAAGCGUAUACAUAUUUUGAAAGAAUGUCUGCAAUUGAAAAACGAUUUUAUAAAAUCUGGAAAGACAUGGCUAUAGAUUCAAAAGAACCUGAGAAAUUCAAAUACGCAGUUUGGGAUUAUCCUUUAAGCAAUAAGUACACGAAGAUGUUUGAAGCAAUGAAGGUAGCAGGGUUUCCAAAAUCUAAAGAAGAAGCAUUAAAACGAGUACGUCGUCAGAUACCAGAAAAAGAUAAAACUGAAUUCGCUUUUAUUGGUGAUGCAACUGAAAUUAAAUACUUAGCCAUGACAACUUGUGAUCUACUAAUGGUUGGAGAUGAGUUUUCAAGGAAACCUUAUGCUAUUGCUGUCCAAGAAGGAUCUCCUCUAAAAGAUCAAAUAAAUAAUGCUAUUUUAAAACUUUUGAAUAAACGAGAAUUAGAAACACUAAAAAAUAAAUGGUGGACUGAUAAUCCAAAGAGACAAAAAUGUUCAAAAGAAGAAAGUCAAAAUGAUGGGAUUAGUAUACAAAAUAUUGGUGGUGUAUUUAUUGUUAUUUUUAUGGGAAUAAUUUUAGCUUGUAUUACUUUGGCCUAUGAAUAUUGGUUUUAUCGUUAUAAACCACAACAGAAAGAGAAAAAACGUUUAGAAAUGAAUAAAAUACAUCCAAAAAAUAAUACAUCACAAAAUUUAACACUUAAGUUACGUUCAAGAGUUAAAAAAAAUUCUGAAUUACAUCAAGACACUCAAAAUAAUUAGAGUUUUAAUUUGAUUAUAAAAUUGUUUAAAAAACAA